AGCCGUGCAGGAUUUUUUUUUUUUUUUUUUUUUUUUUUAGGGGGUCCUGAGGGGUCCGAACUUGCUGCUCCUUGACCAGAUCUCUCCUUGACCAUGUCGGUGGCGAACUUGCUGCUCGUCAUUGCGAUCUGCACACAUCAAAAAUGGGCGCGACCACCAAAUCAGCCAUAGUCCCCAUUACAUCCCCAAUUCACCCACACUAGACUCUGUGUCCUCCCCCCUCCUGCCGUAGACUCCUCCACAACCAUCGCCCCCUUUCGACACGACUGACCAAAUAGGAUGAACAAAAAAAAUAAAAUAAAAAAAUUGCCCGCAAUCGCUGUCUUCGGAAGUCUCCCUUCAAAUCAAGUGGACGAUUAUAAAAAUAAUUAAUAAUAUAACAGAAACGAAGAAAAAAAGACAAAAGGGGGUAUGUUGUCUGCCUUGAAAUCAAGUGGAGGAGAAAUGUACGGCAGAUGCAGGAGAUAUGGAGGAGAUGGAGAGAUGGAAGAGAAAGGUGGUGAAUCAAGGAGAAAUGAAGGUGGAGGGGAUAUGAGAGGGAGAUGGGGAUAUGGAGGAGAGAUGGAGGGGAGAGGGCGAGAUAUGGAGGUGGAGGAGAGAUGGAGGAGAGAUGGAGGAGAGAUGGAGGAAAGAUGGAGGAAAGAUGGAGGAAAGAUGGACAGGUGGAGGACAAAGGUGGAGGCAUGGAGGAGAGGUGAAGGUGGAGGGUAUAUGGAGGACAGAUGGAGGAGAGAUGGAGGACAGAUGGAGGAAAGAUGGACAGGUGGACAAACGNAUGGAGGAAAGAUGGACAGGUGGACAAACGUGAAGGCAUGGAGGAGAGGUGAAGGUGGAGGGUAUAUGGAGGACAGAUGGAGGAGAGAUGGAGGAAAGAUGGACAGGUGGAGGACGAAGGUGGAGGCAUGGAGGAGAGAUGAAUGUGGGCAUAUGGCGGGGAGACUGGGAUAUGGCAAGCACCGAUGGAUCCGGUGUCCCAUGGGAAUUUGUAACGCCCCCACAACAUUCCAGCGGGCCAUGAAUAUGGCCUUCGCUGAGUUCGUUAACAAAACCCGUUUGACACAGCCGUUGAUAAAUUUCUGUGUGAUUGUGUACAUGGAUGACAUUUUGGUCUUUUCCAAAACCUACGAGUACCAUGUGGAACAUGUCGAAUGGGUGUUGCAUGCGUUGAAAGAUGCGGGGUUCAAAGUGGCUCUGGAGAAAAGCGAGUUCUUUUUGUCCAAAAUUUCCUUUUUGGGCUACAUCGUCACGGUCGAGGGACUGAAACCGGAUCACAGGAAGGUAGCAGCGGUUCGCGAAGCCCCGGCCCCGGUCACGCUCACUCAGGUUCGAGCCUUCUUAGGGCUGGCCUCUUAUUAUCGACGCUUCAUUCGGAGCUUUGCCUGCCUCGCCAAGCCGCUGACGAACCUGCUGAAGAAGGAGCAGCAGCUGAUCUGGACACCGGAAUGCGAGGCGACUUUUCGGGCACUCAAGGAGGCUCUGACAUCAGCACCCGUGUUGGCGCGUCCCGAUCCGACACGACAGUUUGCGCUGCAUACCGACUGGCAGCCGCAGGCGAUAUCGGCGGUGCUGACUCGGCAAGGAACGGAUGGAAGGGAGCACGUCAUCGAGUAUGCGUCGAAAACGCUAAGUCAGGCGCAGUCGAACUACGAUGCGUGCAAGGGUGAGUGCUUGGAGGUGGUGUGGGGGGUUCAGCACUUUCGACCGUAUCUGUACGACCAGAAGUUCGUGAUCGUGACGGAUCACCAGCCAUUGCUAUCGUUGCGGAACAACACGGACUACACGGGUACUUUGGGAAGGUGGGCGGUGAGAUUGCAGGACUACGACUUCGACAUCCGCCACCGCGCCACCAGGGGUCUGACGCGCCUCCAGCCACCGACCAAGAGUCCCGCGAACGAGAAGCUCAUCCCGUGGAAGCCGAUUUUGCCUUCGACGGAACCCGGCUACGGGGAGGUGAAUGUCCUCCGCAAGGGGGUGUACGUGGACGUGACGCAGUUGCCUGGGCAGGAGACGACUCGAGUGUUCAUCGAGUUCUGCGCGCUCCAGGUGGCACCCAACUUCGUGCAUAGCGUCGCCACCUUUAUCGGAGACUUGACGAUCCUGCCACCGCCGAGGAGCUGGUGCGGAGUUUUGUGCGCGAGUACGCAGUGCAGGCGGCCAGAUCAGUGGCCAGAGUGCAAGGACGGGAGGGGACACCGAUUCACAGCCCACGAAGCGCUGCUGCGCAGGGCAGAGGACGGACCAAUCGCGUUGACGAUCGAUCCGGGAUUGUUGGAGCUCAUACAUCUUGAGCUCAUAUCCAUUGCGCAAGUGAUCGCGAGCGAGGAAGAGGAGAUCCAGCCACGAUUGCGGACGGCGGCUGCCCUGUGGAGAACGUACUACGCGGUCGUCAUCCCGGAUUACAUUGCGCAGCGCGCGGAGAGGUUGGAGGACUUCCCGGAGGAAAAGUUGUUGCGACCUCCCUCGUCGUAUCCCAGACUGGCGCCGCCAAAGGCCCCCAAGAAGACGCCGAAGAGGAAGAGACGCCACCCGUCGCCAGGAGCGCAAGGCAGCAUAAUCGGUGGCGGCGAGGAGGUGGUUCAGCCCGUGCGCACGCGGAAUCUUGACCCAGUGCCUGGGAGUGCGGCGACGCGGGUUAAGGAGACCGUCGUGCCAUCACCGCCCUUCCCGCGCGUGCCCGAUCUCAAUCUCGAUGGAGCCGGGCCAUCAGCCGCAACAGCCGGAGGAGGGAGCCGAAUGGGAUUACCGGAUCCCCUCAAUGCUUUCCGAGACGCCCCAGUUGUGCAUGUGGCGGCAGCUCAGCAUUCAUCAUUUGCCAUCACAAACUCAGGGUUGGUGUACGCAUGGGGAUUCAAUGGAAAUUACGAGCUUGGGCUCGCAGAGGGAGUUGACCGCAACUCUCCUCAGUUAGUCAAGGCCUUGAGUGGGAUAAAUGUGACGUGCAUUGUCGGUGGAGCACAUCAUGCACUGGCGCUAACCGGGUCUGGACAGGUUUAUGCUUGGGGCAACAAUCACUACGGUCAGCUUGGCGUCAAUCACAGGGAACCAGUUCGUGAGGUGAAACUGGUGACAGCACUUCCACCAAUCCUGGUCCCUCCAGAGCCCACCAAAGAUCGACCUCACCCAGUGGGAAGAAGCAUUGCAACAGGUGCAUGGCAUUCAGCAGCUGUGUCAGCUGAUGGAGUGCUUUACACAUGGGGCCGUGGCGACUAUGGGCAACUUGGUCAUGGUGAUCUGGUGGGCGAUCUGGCGCUUGUUGGAACCUACCUGCUUACUCCAAGACCUGUGGCCGGUCUAAGUGACUGUACAGUCACAGGAGUCGCUGCUGCAGCUUCACACACUCUUGCGACCGCUAUCAUGAGCCCCACAUGGGGCGAAUUAUAGUCCUUGCCGAAAUGCAUGAUGAUGAUGAUGAUGAUGAUGAUGAUGAUGAUGGUCAUAGUGGUGGUGGUGGUGGUGGUGAUAGAGAUGAUAAUAAUGGUGGUUGACCAUGAUAUUGGAUAAGACUCGUUGAGAGGAUGGAUCGAGGAAAGGUGCUGCUAUUCUACAAACCUGAGUGCUGGUGCACAUAAGCAGGAAUUGCCCUGUCAAUUCCAGAGGCGUUUUCAUGUCUGUACCUGACUGGAAAUUGCCCCGGAUUGGGCCAGAUAUCAAUAUUAAGUGCAUGUGACUCAGUAUUCUUAUCAGGAGAGAUCACCACACUGAUUGAUGACAAAAGGAUGCAAGAUCUGUGGCAAAUUGCACCAGAGCAUCAAGGGAAACAACAAACCAGCAUGCUUUGA
Molecule: messenger RNA, 3779 nt
Organism: Chara braunii
Lineage: Eukaryota; Viridiplantae; Streptophyta; Charophyceae; Charales; Characeae
Source: the annotation of a GenBank genome assembly